This is a messenger RNA of Morone saxatilis (striped sea-bass), 1321 nucleotides long. RefSeq names its product nuclear casein kinase and cyclin-dependent kinase substrate 1a (gene nucks1a). Gene Ontology annotation, molecular function: double-stranded DNA binding; single-stranded DNA binding. Lineage: Eukaryota; Metazoa; Chordata; Actinopteri; Moronidae. The transcript has 8 exons. Gene Ontology annotation, cellular component: cytoplasm. Bases 279 to 1190 code for a protein of 303 amino acids. The record is from RefSeq and is a predicted model, not a curated record. Gene Ontology annotation, biological process: interstrand cross-link repair; double-strand break repair via homologous recombination.
AGGCCGCGGGGUUUGGUUGCACACAGGCUGCAGUUUCAGUUUGUUUUAUUCACCAUUUUGAGUAGCUGAAGGUAAAAAAAUUAAGAAUAUUUGCGUGUGGAGGACAAGUCGCUGCCGUACUUUUGUUUUCACGCGCUAGCUCGGACGGUGGAGUUGUGCGUCAACCUCGCUCCCCUCGGUGUUUUGCAAGAGCGGGAAUCUAUAUUUCUUUUUUCCCCCCUGUGCUUUUUCUUCUCCCCCCUUUCUUACAUCCUUAACCUCUACAGUAUUCCUGCAAAAUGUCAAGACCAGUGAGGAACAGGAAAGUGGUGAACUACUCACAAUUCAACGAGUCUGACGAUGCAGAUGAGGAGUAUGGCGACAGUAAGCCUAAGAAGGUGCGCACAGCCCCUCGUGAGCCCAAGCACAAGCGCUCAAAGAACUCACAGGAUGACAGUGAGGAGUCCGAUGACAAGCUCUCUAAAUCCAAAAAUGAUUCAGCAGAUGACUUUGGCAGCGAUGAUGAAGACAAUGACUUUGGAGAGGAGGACGAUGAAGAUGGAGGAAGCGAUUAUGAAGAAAAAAGAGGGAAAAAGGCAAAGAAAGCCAAGGUGGAGAAGCCCAGCAAGAGGGGGCCGAAGAGAAAACGGGCUGCAGAUGACAGCGAUGAUGAAAAAGAAGUGAGUCGAAAGCGUACGGUGCGCCAGGCGGCCUCUAAGGCCGUGUCCAAACAGAGGGAGAUCCUGCUGGGCGAUGGAGGCAGCGAGGAUGAGGAGCACGAAGACCAAGAGGAACCCUAUCUGGACCCCGACGAGUCCGGCAGCGAUGAGGACUUCAUGGUGGAGGAUGAUGAUGACAGUGACUAUGGUCACUCCAAGAAGAGAGGCAAGAAGGUGAUUAGACGAGGACGGCCGGAGAAGAAGGAGAAGAAAAGCCCCAAACCCCGACUAAAGGCUACAGUGACCCCCAGCCCAAUGAAAGGAAAGGGGAAGGGGCGCCCCAGCGCCAAGGCCCUGGAGAAGAGCUCACCCAAAGAGGAGGAAGAGGAGGACCCCGAGAGUCCCUUGGAGGAAGAGGAGGAGGAGGCAGAGAAGAAAGAGACCUCCCCCGCCCCCAAGACGACAAAGGAGGCCGCAGGAGGAGACGAGGAGGAUGAAGACGAAGAGGAGGAGGACGGCUCGGAAGAGGAGGCACCCUCUGGAGAAGACUAGAAGAUGGUACCCGCUGAAGCCCAUCCUCCAUGUCUCUCUCUGUCUCUUCUCAACGUUUUUGUUUUCUUUUGUUGCUCUGCGUUUAGAGUUGUUUUUGUUUUUUAUUUUGUUUUUUCUGUUUCUUUUUUUUU